AUGCGCACCAUUCUCCCCCUCCUCUUCCUCUUCGGCAGCGCGGUCGCCGAUCCCAUCUUCUAUCGGGACCUCCACGUCGCCCGGGCGGAACAGAAGCCUCCGGCUCAUGAAGUGGAGUUAGCGGCCGAGACGAGCCCAACCGCUCCGGCUGAGGCAGGCGCAACAGCUCCGGCUGAGGCAAGCGCAGCUGCUCCUGGUACCGAGGCCGCCACGCCGGCUAGUAAUGGCACGGCAAUUGGGGAAGUCGGGCACGAGGCCCUCUACACCCUGGCGGAUGGCACACUCGCGAUGAAUAUUAGCGUCGGUACACCGCCGCAGCAUAUCCUCGUCGCUCUCUCCUUCGACGAGAACCCGUCGGACCUCCGUCUCGCGACCCUCGACACUGUCACUCCCGUGGCUCCUACUGCCGCUCCUGAGUCCUCACACACUGCCCCUGAGGCCCCCGUGAAUGCCACAAAGCGCUGGGCACCCAGCGACGAGGUCGUCGACGCCAGCAAGGAGGCAGUCGAUGCCAUGGCCGAGGACACCACUGACAAAGGCGGACCCAGCGACAGAACCACCAGCGGCGGUCAGAACCCUCCUAAUGAUAUCGCCGAUAUCACACAGGAGGCAGUCGACGUUAUCCAAGCGACAGACGACACCACGGACGACAAGGCUGCCGACAAUGAGGCCGAGGCAGGAGACACCAAGGCUGACGCAAUGUACGCACCUAGUAAGGAGGUUGUGGAUGCCAGUAAGCAGGCACAGGAUGAGACGGAGGCCUUAGUCGCCCAGAAAGACCUCUUCAACCCCGGACAGAGCAGCACCUUUCAGAAGGGGAAUGAGACCGCCGGUUCCGACGUUCAGCAGGGGACGAUCGCGGCUGACACCGUGACAGUCGGCACGGUUUCGAUCGUGGACCAGCCCUUCGUUCUCCAACCUGGCUCCCUCUCCAGCGCGGCAGGUGCCCUCUCCCUCGGCCUGCGCGGUGACAGAGUCUCUCUGGGCGGCCUUGCCUUCUACCGUGCGCUUGCGGCGCAUUGGCCCGCCCUAGAGAUGGGCCUCUUCGUCGCUUCCAAGUCAGACGCUACGCGUCCCCUCGAGAAUGCAGGCGAACUCACCCUCGGCGGCCUCAACCCCGCACUCUACGAGGGCGAGAUGAUGUUCCUCCCUGUGCACAAGAACCACUGGGCGCUCAAGUUCACCUACCUCGGCCUCAACUUUGAGCCGAUCAUGGUCAACGGAACGUACACCAAUGCCACGUACAACGCGGCCGAGGGCGUCACCCACCAGCGUCGGCACGUCGAGGAAGGUCCUGCCGCCGCGCUCUGGUUCGGCAACGGGAGCCUCCUCGACCCCGAGCUCAGCCACAAGCUUCUCGCCGGUAUCCCCGGCUCCAGCCGCACCACUACAGUCUCGGGAACGGAGUAUACUGUUCCCUGUGAUACGAACGCUACGCUCACCUUCACUCUGGCAGGGUACAACUUCUCCCUCGCCCCAGAGGAUUGGAUCUACCGCAUCCCGAGCUCGGGUGGCGCCUGCGCAACGUACUUCAAGCCAAUCACGGAUACUGAGCGCCAGAAGUACGGGUAUGGGCCCGAUACGCUCAUUGUGUUCGGCCUCAACGCCCUCCGUACCGUGUACACUGCAUUCCUCCUCGGCAAUGGAACCGAGCCGCCCCAGAUCGGAUUCGCAAAGCUUAGCCCUGCUGCUUUGGCCGUCGUUCCCACGCAGUUCGGGCAGGGGAGCCCGAUUCCGGGCGCAAGCCAAGGGCCCAUCGUCACCGGCACCGGAGCGGGUCCACAGGCGUCCGCGCCCGCUGGUACCACCAAGACCUCGGCUGCGCUCCGUCCUGCAGGCCACGUUUGGGUCGUCCUCAUUGCCGCUGCCCUUGCGGCCGUUGUGCUUUGA
Molecule: messenger RNA, 1890 nt
Organism: Cutaneotrichosporon cavernicola
Lineage: Eukaryota; Fungi; Basidiomycota; Tremellomycetes; Trichosporonales; Trichosporonaceae
Exons: 2
Coding region: 1-1890 (629 amino acids)
Biological process (GO): proteolysis
Molecular function (GO): aspartic-type endopeptidase activity
Source: RefSeq, a predicted model, not a curated record